Molecule: messenger RNA, 435 nt
Organism: Rosa rugosa (rugosa rose)
Lineage: Eukaryota; Viridiplantae; Streptophyta; Magnoliopsida; Rosales; Rosaceae
Product: cationic amino acid transporter 1-like
Exons: 1
Coding region: 1-435 (144 amino acids)
Biological process (GO): amino acid transport; transmembrane transport
Cellular component (GO): plasma membrane
Molecular function (GO): L-lysine transmembrane transporter activity; L-glutamate transmembrane transporter activity
Source: RefSeq, a predicted model, not a curated record
AUGGGGGCAGGAAUUUUCGUGCUCACCGGUGAGGCGGCCAGGAAUCUUGCUGGCCCUGCAGUUGUAAUCUCUUACUUGAUAUCGGGACUUUCGGCAUUGCUCUCAGUUUUGUGCUACACUGAGUUUGCUGUGGAGCUUCCGGUGGCUGGAGGCUCAUUUGCCUAUCUUAGAGUGGAGCUUGGUGACUUCAUGGCCUAUAUUGCUGCAGGGAACAUUUUAUUUGAGUGUAUAGUAGCCGGUGCAUUAGCACUGAUUGUUAGGCGGUACUACGUUACGGGUGAAACAUCAGCAACAGACAGAAACAAACUCAUUGGUUUCUUGACACUAAUCAUAGGUGCAUCAAUUGCAUCUGCUGGGUAUUGGGUACUUAGCAACGGUGGCUGGAUUGGUUACGUAGUUGUUGAUGUCAUAAUUUGGUUCGACAAAUACUUUUGA